GCGGUUGAAUAGUGCAUUAGAAAGAGCCCAGAACCCUCCUUAUAUUUUUUUUCGGUGUUUCGCGAAAUGAUCUGUGAUCUUGUGAUCUGUUGCCUGGUUUUGGGCCUAGCCAUUUCGGCAUCCGGACAGCCACAUGCCCGUGCCAGCGAUCUUUACUAUACGGACAUCACCCCGGUGACCGAUGACACGCGAUACACCACACUCAAUCCGGAUAUCCAGCUCACCGAGAUGAACAAGGUGAAGCACUCGAAGGGCAACAUCGUCUUUACCUCCGGGGAGCGAACGUCGGGCGAUCGGCUGAUUGUGAAUCACUACGAUGACGAGAGCUUCGCCAGCGCAAAGGACAUCGAGGUGCUGAUGAGCUAUCCGGCCGGAUCGACAACCGGAGUCACGCUCACCUGCAUCGAGGUGUACGUGGACCAGUCGGCGGACGAUGCCGGCGGCUAUCUGAGCAAAGGCGGCAUCGGUCAGACCAACGUCGAGAUCCUGCUCACCUCCAAUCUGACCCGCAGCUUCGUCUACGAGACGUUCAUCUACGGCUACUAGGAACUCCGCGUCGCCCAGAACUUUCAGCUACAAUAAAAGUUUCGCCUGGAACCCAACUGUGAUCAUGAACUUAAAACCCUUCCCCUGUUUCUGCCCUUCCUGCCGAGAGUAUUAUUAGUAUUAUAGACCUACAUUAAAGAACAUAGGAAAAAAAAUCCAAACACACUCCUGUGAAAAUCCACACACAAUGUUUUUUACUCAUCCAAAUCGUUGUACAAAUAAAGUGUUCCUUGUUGGUUGGCGCCCUAUCGAAA
Molecule: messenger RNA, 800 nt
Organism: Drosophila takahashii
Lineage: Eukaryota; Metazoa; Arthropoda; Insecta; Diptera; Drosophilidae
Source: RefSeq, a predicted model, not a curated record